GGGACGCGGCUGCCGGGGGCGGGGCGGGAGUCAAUGCCUGGUCCAAGCCCUGCUGCGCUCGCCGUUCAGAGAGGAAUAAUCCAGCUGCAUGGGAGGAAAUGAACGUGGCGGGGAAGCAGCCGCCUCCAGCACCGCUUGAGCGCCCGGCCAGUCUCCUCGUCCCUACCUGGACUAAAACAGGUAUUGCAUUGUUAUAUGAUGAAGGGUCUGAAAAUGCCUAUGACAUCCAAUUGAAGCUUACAAAAGAGGUACUAACAAUUCAAAAGCAAGAUGUCAUCUGCAUUAGUGGAAGUGAUCACAGUACAAAUCACAGAACUGUUACACUUCGUAGACAACCAGUUGGUGGCUUGGGCUUAAGUAUAAAGGGGGGUGCUGAGCACAAAGUCCCUGUCGUCAUAUCAAAAAUAUUUAAAGACCAAGCAGCUGACCAAACAGGAAUGUUAUUUAUAGGAGAUGCACUAAUACAGGUUAAUGGCAUAAAUGUAGAAAGUGCUUCCCAUGAAGAAGUGGUACACCUACUGCGAAAUGCUGGCGAUGAAGUUACCAUCACUGUACAGUACCUCAGGGAAGCUCCAUCAUUUCUAAAGCUCCCAUUAGGUUCCCCUGGACCAUCCAGUGAUCAUAGCAGUGGAGCUUCCUCACCUCUCUUUGACAGUGGUUUACAUUUGAAUGGAAACUCAACUAACACAGCUCCAUCAUCGCCCUCCUCACCCAUAGCUAAUGAACCAAAAUAUGAGAAGCGCUGGCUAGACACCCUAUCAGUUCCUCUAUCGAUGGCUCGAAUCUCAAGAUACAAAGCCGGAACAGAUAAAUUAAGAUCUAAUGCAUUUGAAGUGCUUGCACUCGAUGGAGUUAGUACUGGGAUACUUCAGUUUUAUACAGCGCAGGAGUGUGCUGACUGGCUGAGAGCAUUAUCAACUAACAUCUCUGAUUUGACACUUCAAAAUAUGAAAAUGGCAAAUAAAUGCUGCUCUCUAUCAGACCAGAUUAUUCAUAUGGGCUGGGUGAAUGAAAGAUUCGAGGGAACUGAUUCAUCUCAACUCUACAAAUACAAGUUCCUGGCACUAAAGGGUUCAUCCUUCUACAUUUUCAGCACUCCACCGGUAAGCACACUAGACUGGGUACGAGCUGAAAAAAUCUAUCACCUCUGUGAGGUUCUAUUUAAAGUUCACAAGCUCUGGCUUGCUGAUGAUUGCUGGCUACAAGCAAACUUGUAUUUAGGUAUUCAUCAGGACUAUGAGCUUGAAGACCAGAGGCCAUAUUGUUUCAGUGUCAUGGUUGGACAUGGCAAGAGUCAUUAUUUUAACGUAGAGCUUGGCAGUGAGUUGGCGGCAUGGGAAAAAUCAUUUCAAAGAGCAAUUUUCUUGGAAGUUCAAAGAACAGGGUCUAAAACAUAUAUGUGCAGCUGGCAAGGAGUAACCCUGUGUUUCACAGUUGACUUUGCCUUGGGAUUCACCUGUUUUGAAAGUAAAACAAAGAAUGUGCUCUGGAGGUUUAAAUUCUCUCAGCUCAAGGGGUCUUCAGACGAUGGAAAAACAAGAGUAAAGCUUCUUUUUCAGAAUCUAGACACCAAACAAAUUGAGAUGAAGAAAGCUCUACUUGGCAAUCUUGGGCCUGAUCCUGCAGCCCUUACUCAUGAACUUGAAUUUCAGGAUCUGACAGCGGUUUUACACUGUAUUCACUCCUUUAUAGCAGCAAAGGUGGCAUCACUUGAUCCAGUAUUUAUAGACAGCCAGUGCAUGGCAAGAAAAUACAUGUACAAUAACUGAAAUCCAAUUCUGUGUUGUGAUUAUUGCAAAUAAAUUAUUUUCUUAAAGAAAUUAGUUAUUUCAUGCACAAUAUUGCAAUUCUGUGUGAUUUUAUAAGGAGCCUAUAGUUGUGCUAUCAAUAAAAAUGCUACUAGUUUUCAUA
Malaclemys terrapin pileata is the source of this 1911-nucleotide messenger RNA. It is a transcript of the gene SNTG2, whose product is annotated as syntrophin gamma 2. Gene Ontology annotation, cellular component: dystrophin-associated glycoprotein complex; intracellular anatomical structure. The record is from RefSeq and is a predicted model, not a curated record. The transcript has 18 exons. Bases 99 to 1769 code for a protein of 556 amino acids. Gene Ontology annotation, molecular function: protein binding; structural molecule activity. NCBI's taxonomy places the organism in Eukaryota, Metazoa, Chordata, Testudines, Emydidae.